CAGAAGGAGCCUCUUUGUUAAGAGACUGACUUGAGAUAAUACUGACACUUGAGAAACCUCAUGUCUCUGCAGAAUAAACUGAUUUGCGGGGCAGCCGUUGAUUAGGCGGUUUACGAUGUCAGUAUACUGGACAUUAAAAUGUCUUAUUUUAAACUCCAAUAAGCAGUCUCUGUUUGAGCAUCAGGAUGAUUGAAUUGAGCUCAAGUGUUGAAAAUCCUGUGUUCUCCAUGACUUGUCGUGAUGAAAAAUUUGAUGGAAAAUUGUUUAUCUGAUAGACUACAGAAUAAAGUGAAAAAAGGGAAACAGCUUUCGGUACUCCCCCUAGCGCAGCAGUGAAAUUUAAGAAAAACAUAAAAAAUUAAAAGCAUUUUGUGGCACAAGCUGAUAGGUCACUUUCGGGUGGCGAGCUGCGUACGAAACAACAAGCCUAAUUAUUCUCGCAAGACUUGUAAAAAGGCAGUGGAUCUGCCUAUCAUUAGAUUGUGGACAUUGCCAUACCGGAUAUGUUUUCGCGCAAAUAACAACAACAAGCGAAACAUUUAUCCCAGCUUCAGUAGCACAUAAAUAGAGUGACCUUAAUAAGAGAACAAAUCAGUAGAAAACUCAUUUGUGAGCUUAAGAGCGGAAAAAGAAACUGAACGACUAUGUCGGAAAACUUGAACUCAACGAUGAAUGGAACACAGCCAUCGACCUGCUACUGGAAUCCUACAGCAGAAAAAAUCGGCAUGAUCUUUGCUUACUGCCUGGCUUUUCUUGUCUCGCUGGCUGGGAACACCGUCAUCGGAAUAAUUGCCUACAAGACGAAAACCAUGAGAAAACCCAUCAACUUUUUAAUCGUAAACAUGGCCAUGUCCGAUCUGCUGUUUCCGAGUUUUUUGGUUCCUUGGGAUAUUCAACAGCUCUACAUAAACUCCUGGCUGAUCGGUGGUCCUCUUGGCCAGGUCUUAUGUAAGCUGACUUACUACUUACCAGAAGUCUCCCUUGCUGUGUCUGUUCAGAGCCUGGUUCUGAUAGCAGUGGAUCGAUUUGGAGCUGUGGUAUAUCCCCUCCGUUCUCCACUCAUUAGUUCAAAGCUGUGUCCGUUCUUCAUUCUCGCCACUUGGAUCGUCGCGUUGGCUACCAAAACCCCAGAUCUCUUCUCCUCCAAACUUGUUGAAGAUGCGGGAGGGUUGGAGUGUACGCUGCAUUGGAAAGAAGUCUUUGGAGAGUCCUCAUCCUAUGAGAAUUACGUGGUGUCAUGCAAUGUGUUAAAGAUGGCCAUUGCUAUUGUGUUAGGGUUUGCAGUGUGCAUGGUGCCCUCAGCUAUACUCUGGCUUCUCCAGUUUUUUGUGUCAAACAUAUGGUCUUGUGGCUUCCUAUACUUUUCCGUUGUUGCCGUUUUGAUGUCUCGCGUAAAUGGUGCCAUGAAUCCUUGCAUCUGUUUCAUUUUCAAUAGAAAUUAUCGUAUAGGACUUAAGACUGUCUUUAGAUAAACGAUUAUUUAAAGCGGCGGCGUAAUUGAUGAUACUUCUUAACAGUCGAGAGGAUCAGUCGACCUGAAACUUGUAAAAAUCAUGAAUUUAAAACUGCUUUGAAUCGCAUUCAAUGUACACUAUAGCUUAAAGAAACUUUGCAGAACGGUUUUAAACCUUUCUUUCAACACUGAGUUUACAAUCAUUUUGUAGUUAUUAUGAAAACUCCACUUGUAAUUUUCUUAUA
Messenger RNA from Orbicella faveolata, 1698 nucleotides. Its product is annotated as QRFP-like peptide receptor. NCBI's taxonomy places the organism in Eukaryota, Metazoa, Cnidaria, Anthozoa, Scleractinia, Merulinidae. The record is from RefSeq and is a predicted model, not a curated record.